Arabis nemorensis is the source of this 1701-nucleotide messenger RNA. NCBI's taxonomy places the organism in Eukaryota, Viridiplantae, Streptophyta, Magnoliopsida, Brassicales, Brassicaceae. The record is from the annotation of a GenBank genome assembly.
AUGAUGAUAUCUGAGAAACCAUUGGGGGAGGAGUCAAUCCGGCAGGAUCUGGAGAGUUUAACCGUGUCGAAGCGGCUCGUUAAAAGUGUUAGCCAGAAGUUAAAGAGAAAGAACAAUAGAACUGAUGUGGAAGAUGCAGAGGAUGCAAGGGGAGUGGUGAAUUGUCUACACAUUAGUGGUAGAGGUGUUGGUAGCAAAGUUGCGGAUACGGGUGAGGAUUUUGAGUAUCCAAGGAAUAAGAGAUGGUCCAGUGCUAGUGAAGAGGGUAAGGGAUUCACAACAAUUUGUGGAACAGAAGAAACUAGGUUAGAUUGCUUUUCGUAUGGGGUAAAAGAGAGGUUCUGGAAGAAGAAUAACAGAAAAUAUCUAAUGAAUGACUCGGUUCAGGACGGACGAAAUAACAUUUUCCUUCCUGAUGAUAUUCUGGAAAUGUGCUUGGUAAGGCUUCCUUUGACCAGCCUAAUGAAUGCGCACCUUGUUUGCAAGAGAUGGCGAUACAUGGUCACCACCCCGCGGUUUCUCCAGCUGAGACGACAAGGCUCCUUUCAAACCCCAUGGUUAUUUCUGUUUGCUGCUCUUAAAGAUGAUGGCUGCUCCUCUGGUGAAAUUCAAGGGUAUGAUGUAUCUCAAGACAGAUGGCAUAGGAUUGAAUCUGAUGUACUUAAAGGGCGGUUUAUGUACUCAGUGACGAGCAUUCAUGAGGAGGUUUAUGUAAUUGGAGGCCGUUCUGUGGACAGAAACUCUUUCAAGACCCACAGAGGGAUCUUGGUAUUCAGCCCUUUAACCAAAACAUGGCGUAAAAUUGCGUCUAUGAGACAUGCUAGAUCACUUCCCAUCGUUGGAGCCUGUGAAGUUACUUCAGAAUUCUCGACCGUACAGAUUCAACAGAAUCGCCAAGAUAGACGCUUUCUGCGGUCAAGAACUGGCGGGGUUUCAGACGUUUAUGAAGACCCUCACAGGCUAUCUGUAAGACGCCAGCACAGAAGCUUGGCUGAUCAAAACGAAACUAAAUCUCACAGAUCAACAAGACUAAAGCUUGAUCGGCUAAACCGAAACAACUCCAAGAGAUUUGUGCUCAUUGCCAUCGGGGGCACUGGAUUGUUCGAUGAGCCAUUAGAUUCUGGUGAAAUAUACGACUCAGCAACAAACACAUGGUCAGAGAUCCAGAGACUCCCGAUGGAUUUUGGGGUAGUUCGUUGUGGGAUCAUAUGCAAUGGAAUCUUCUAUGCUUAUUCUGAGAAUGAUAAGCUAUCAGGGUAUGACAUAGAGAGAGGCUUCUGGAUUGCCAUCCAAACAUCUCCAAUCCCUCCUCGGGUUCAUGAGUUCUACCCCAAACUCGCCUCCUGCAACCACCGGUUGUUCAUGCUUUCAGUUUCGUGGUGCGAUGAAGGAGAUGGACAAAUUGGGAGGAGAAACAAAGCUGUGAGAAAGCUGUGGGAAUUGGAUCUUAUGUACCUAACAUGGUCUGAGGUUUCAGUACACCCGGACGCGCCUAUGGAUUGGAACGCCACAUACGUCUCAGACCAGAACAUUUUAAUGGGAGUUGAGAUGUUCAAGAUCUUUGGGCAGGUAUUAGGUUUCUUCACUGUCUGUGAUAUAUCAAGGGAAGAAGCCUCAUGGAGACAUGUAUCGAGGAACCACAGAAGUCAGAAACUUAAUCUAUCUUGUAUGAACAAGACCAUUGCCUUGCUUCAUCUCUGA